AUGUUUAGUUUGGAAUUGAAGCAUGCUGAUUUGGUUUCGCUUGAGCGCCCCUUGCGGUCGUUCAUCACAAAUUAUUACAGGGACGAUGCAGAAAAAUUUUCCACAGACAUUGGCGUGCUCGAGGCCCUUAGGAGGGAUGCCAUUUCGGCGUUCGAUGCAACCACAGCCAGCCUGCAGGUCUUGUCAAAGUCAAAAUCGGCUUUGUCUGGCUCAAUGCAAUGCCAAAAGACAGGCGAAUCAGUAGCGCCCAUUUGCAGACUGACGUUUGUAGUUUCUUCCAAUGCAAUUGAAUUUGAAAAGGCGGCUGUUUUAUACAAUUGCGCCAUUGCCGCUGCCGGGAUCCUGCAGCACAUAGCGGAUAAGUAUGCAGGCGAAUAUGCGGCCCCCGAGUGUUGCGACCUGUCCAUAAAGUCGCUUUGUGGCCUUUAUAAGCUGAUGCUUUCAUUGGCCCAAGAAUGCUUUUACAAAAAGGCUCUACAAGCGGUGUCCACGGCCGAUUAUUAUGAGUCGGCAUAUGAAGAUCUGACCAUUCCGCCCCUGGAUUUAUGCUACGGAGAGACGUUUCUUGAGCGAAUCAGAGCGAAAUCCCUGCUUUAUUUUAGCCUUGCGCAGUUCUAUAAAUCCCAGGAGCUCCAUGAAACGUCCCAUUAUGGCGAGGAGGUUGCAAGGUUGGGUCUGUCGUUUGACCUUGCAAGAAAGGCAAAAGAAAGUGUAAAGCUAUUUCCACUGGAAUUUUCUGACGAAGUUCUUAUUUACUUGCGCCGGGUUGAGCUUGCGCUGAAAUCGGCCACCAAAGACAAUAGCACCAUUUAUCACGAAAGGGUGCCCGAGUAUCAUUCCUUAUCGAUUCUUCCAAGAGCCACAUUGGCUGUUUCCAGUUUUCCAGCCUUCUUGUUGCAAAGCAAUAAAGCAGAACUGGGGCUUUUUCGCUCUCUGCUUCCCUAUGGCAUCAAACUGCUGUCUGACAUGUAUUCAAAGAAGAAGCAAAAUAUCAUUUCACUGGCGACUUCAAAUGUCAAUGAGAGUGAAGAGUCCAUCAGGUGGUACGGCGCGUUUUCCUUUAAAAGUAGCAACUUGAAUUUGUACGAAAAGUUGUACAGCAAUCCCGAAGUGCUGGAAAACCUGGAGAAAAUCACUAAGGUCUUGUUUUGCCCGCAUGUCAACGGUAAGCCGUGGGUCGAUUAUUGCCAGAUCAAGCAGGUGAUUUCAGAUGAAGAAAAAGAAGACAUGCUGCUGAGACAGCAACACAAGCAUCAAUGGAUCAGGGAGCCCUCUUCAAAUAUCAAUGUCUCCAUGAAUUUACAACUAGAUGGCCUUUUUUCGGCGUGUCAGCAGUUGGAUUUUUCGAUGUUGGACAUUGGAAACGCCUUCAAUCAGCUUCGAGAUUCAGAUUUGUCUUCCCUGUUGGAUUCAAACGUGCAAGCAUAUUCGAAGGCAGGAAAUAUGCUUCUUUUGCAGCAGUCAAAGUUGCAAGCGUACCCUUUAAUAUCGGAGAUUAAAAAGCUACUUGAAGAAAGAACGUCGCUUGUUUUAAAAAUCAAGAGCAUCUCACAAGAAGAUGACCUAAACCAUGAGCUACAGAAGCUCAACUCCCGAAGGGACCAGGACGAGUUGAUAGAAAAAUCGCUGGAAAAAUACGGCGACCAUUCUUCGAUGAUUUCAACCGCCACACAUAAGAUUCACGUGUUGUUGAGUCAGAUGAAAGACACGGAAGUGCCUAGCGGACUAGGGCUCGUUCAAAAAAUCGACCUUCUGCAAUCGACAUAUUCCAAACUCCAACCCCUGCAAAGUACAAUUAGCGAAAAAAAGAGCGUCCUGGCCAACUUGGUGCAUCAAUUGAAAAUGUUAGAGUCGGAAGCAUUGGAUUUUAAUUAUUCAAGAAAGUUGGAGGCAACCGAACUGCAAAAGUACAAUAGUGCGCUUCAUUAUAGGCAUUUAUCGGCACAAAAUAGCGCUGUAAAAGGCCAAGAUGCCAAUGUCACUUGCAAGGCAAUCGGGGGCAGCCAAAACAAAGAUAUUUCUGGGAGCAUAAAACCCACCGGAAGUCUUUCAAGUGCAUCUCCCAAACCAAACGAUGCGAACCCCCCGAAAUCGUUUAAGAGCACCUUUAAUCCUCAAACAUCAGGGGCGAAUCAGGCAAACACCGGCACAAAUGUCACAGGCCAACCAAAAGCAUGGAAUCCAGCACUUCCCAUUUGCUAUGCCACCCCGACAAAGACUCAAAACAAGAGCGGCAACAAAGAACGCGAAAAAAAUGUGGAGACCAACUCGUUCAACAAUAAAAUUUAA
Messenger RNA from Mitosporidium daphniae, 2289 nucleotides. Its product is annotated as ALG-2 interacting protein X. Gene Ontology annotation, cellular component: endosome. The transcript is spliced from 6 exons. The record is from RefSeq and is a predicted model, not a curated record. Lineage: Eukaryota; Fungi; Microsporidia. The coding region runs from base 1 to 2289 and encodes 762 amino acids. Gene Ontology annotation, biological process: protein transport to vacuole involved in ubiquitin-dependent protein catabolic process via the multivesicular body sorting pathway.